AUGCCCCCAGCUACCGUCCCACCACCAUCUAAGAACGUAUUCGACGACGACUUUGACGACGACGAUGGUUGGCAAGACAUGCCCAUCGUCCGGGACGAUGAUCCCAACUGCGAUCUCGACGAGGAGGACAAGCGCAAGUACCACUACCAGCCGUCGUCCAAGGUCAGCACCACCGCGAACGCCACGGGGAACCUCAUAGACUUUGACGAUGAAGGCAACGAGUGGCGGUCGAAGCUCGACCAGAACGAGCGGGAGUAUACGAGGCUCCGUGUGCGCGAGGAGGACGAGGCUGAUGAAGUCCAUCUGCGCACCAAGUAUUUGUUCGAUGAGGAUAAAGCAAUGACGCCGCUCAACCAGAUGCAGGCCACGAAGAACCUGCUCACCGAGGCGCAAAGGAUCGCGUAUGUCGGCCUGUGCUCGCUGACGAGCCGCGAGAUGGUGCAGACGCUCAAGGCGACGAAUCGCAAGGAGCUCAAAUCCGCAGCGCAGCAUAUGGAAUUGUGGAUGCUCAAGAUUAUGGGUCGUCUAUACUAUCAUAUGGAACUCGAGACUCAAGAACAGAAGAUGAUAGAGAGUCUGGCGGAACAUGGUGUUCUGGCUUCGGACCUGGUCCCUGCGUUGAUGACCACCCACACAGUUGCCAAUCCAGAAUACGACCCCGAAGAGGCUCGACGUCGAGCCGAGGAAGAGAGCAAAGGCGACGACGACGACGAUGAAUCCAUCUCCGACCAGACACUAGUCAACGAACCCACAGCCUCACCCGACGAUCCUAAAGACAUCCCGCUCCCGACAUCCCCGACAACACCCACCGCAACAACAACCGUCGACCCCACAACCGACAACACCCUCUCCCAGCCCGACAAAACCGUCCCCAAAGUCCUCCCACAGGGCUCCCAAACCGCGAUGCCCGGCGUCUCCACCACCCUCAGCGCCGCCGACAAAGACGUCACCCUCGACAUCCGCUGGACCGUCCUCUGCGAUUUGUUCCUCAUCCUGAUAGCAGACAGCGUCUACGACGCCCGCUCACGCGUCCUCCUCGAGAACGUCGCCACCAAACUCGGAUUGGGCUGGCUCGACGUUGUCAAAUUCGAGAGCCGCGUUACCGAGGCUCUGGAGAUCCAAGAAGACGUGGAGAGCCUCGAGCAACAGGAAAUCGUGGAUAACGUCCGGAAGGCUGGGAAGAAGAGACGGUAUAUGAUGUUGGGUCUUGCGACGAUUGGUGGAGGGUUGGUGAUUGGCUUGUCGGCGGGGCUGCUGGCACCGGUUAUUGGCGUGGGCCUCGCUGGUGCACUCGGGACUAUCGGUGUUACUGGUACUGGCGCCUUCUUGGGCGGCACGGCUGGUGCAGCGGUGAUUACGACCGGAGGUGUGCUCACUGGCGGCGGGAUCGCAGCCAAGGGCAUGGCUCGACGUACUCAGGAACUGCGCACAUUCGAGAUCCUCCCCCUGCACAACAACAAACGCGUCAACUGUAUUCUGACUGUCCCUGGUUUCAUGACGGGUUUGAACGAUGACGUGCGGCUGCCGUUCAGCGUGCUUGAUCCCAUCGUCGGGGACGUGUUCAGCGUCCUUUGGGAACCCGACAUGAUCAGGGAGACCGGUAGCGCGCUCAAGAUCCUCACCGGCGAAGUCCUCUCCCAGAUCGGCAUGACCGUUUUAUCAGCCACAGUCAUGACCGGUCUCGUCUCCGCUCUUCAAUGGCCAAUCAUCCUUACGAAACUCGGCUACCUGAUCGACAACCCCUGGAGCAACGCCCUCGACCGCGCAAAACUAGCAGGCAAAGUCCUCGCCGACACCCUCAUCCAACGCCAUCUCGGCGUGCGCCCAAUAUCCCUCAUCGGCUUCUCCCUCGGCGCACGCGUGAUCUACUACGCCCUCCUCGAACUCUCCCGCCAAAAGCAAUACGGAAUCGUCCAGGACGUCUUCCUCCUCGGUGCCACAGUGACGAUGCCUCUAAGCAGCUGGCUCGAAACGCGUAGUGUUGUCUCGGGGCGAUAUGUGAACGCGUAUGCGAGGAAUGAUUGGGUGCUUAAUUAUCUUUUUAGGGCUACGGCUGGGGGAGUGGGGACUGUUGCGGGGUUGAGGCCUGUGGAGGGUGUACCGGGGUUGGAGAAUGUGGAUGUUACGGAUAAGAUUGCGGGACAUAUGAGUUAUAGGACUUUUAUGCCCCUGAUUUUGGAUCAGUUGGGUUUCCCGGUUUUUUCGGAUUAUUUUGAUGAGCCUGUGGAACCCGACUUUGAAGGCGACCGAGUAGUCGUUCACGAAGAAGAGGAGCAGAACAAGAAGAAGGGGUGGUUCUCCCGCAAGACUUCGUCCUCGGAUAAACGCAAAUCGGUUUCGAGGCCCCCGUCGUCGGCGUCGUGGGCGAACACGAACAACCAAGGUCCUACUGUUCCUGGUGUGAGCAAACCGCCUACGGUGGCUGGUGCGAUGCAGCCUGGCGGUGAGGGGGAGGAUGAGGACCUUCCUCCGAGGAUGGAGAAUGCGCAUGGAACAACGACGACGUUGACGUCUUCGCCCAAGUCUACCUCUCAACCCCUCACCCAAGCUGCGGAGGCGGAAUCUACAACCAGCAAGUCUGCACCAACGCCUCUCGACCUCUCCUCGUCCCAUUCCUCAUCCCCAUCCCAAACCGCUUCCUCCAACACCCAAUCCCCCUCGGACUCGACAGACGACUUGUCCCUCCCCAGCAAGCACGCCGGGUUCGAUCUGGAUGCUAUACGCGAUGCGGUGGAGGACGUGGUGAAGAGCCCGGAUGGGCUGAAGGGUGCUUCCAUCGCUGCUGCUGCUGGCGGGUUUGGGUCUUUUGGUGGUUCAGCGGCGUAUAUGGGUGGUUCGGGCUCUUCGUCGUCGUCGUAUUUGGGUGGUUCACUUGGAUAUGGGCAUCCGGCGAGACCGUCCUCUACGCCGCCUACAGCGGAGGGAGCACCGAGCGGGACCGGGAGGAGUGUGAGUUAUGCGUAUGGUGUGGAGUCUAGUAGCGGGAUUGGGGGAAGUGGGAGUGGGAUUGGAGUUGGAGGGAGUGGGAUUGGGAUUGGGGCACUUCGGAGUUCGGCUUCGCAGUUAAAUCUCCGUGAGGCGUUUGGGAAUCCGUUCGCGUCGUCUUCGUCUUCGUCUUUUGCUUCUUCUUCCACGUUACCGUCUUCCUCGUCAGGGUUGUCGUCGUCAGGAUAUCCGGGGGAGGAUAGUACCUCCCUUCCGACACCCAGGGCGUCGACAAGGCAGUUGCCGGAUGUUGGACAUGGUGGCGGGUGGGGGACGAGUUCCUUUGGGUCGAGUUCGUUCGCGUCGAGUUCGUUUGGGUCGGGUUCGUUUGGGAGUACAGGGUUUGGAGGUUUCAACGCUGGGAGCAGUCUUAGCGGUAGCGGAAUCGGGGGUGGACCUGGAGGUGGGAUAGGCAAUGGUCUGUCGUUUGGAGGUGCGGAUGGGUCGAUAAGUGCGGGGAGCGGACUGGGUUUGCCGAGUCGUGCUGCUGAUGAUGAUCCAUGGGUUGUUGGAUCUAGUUCGAGUUCGAGUUCGAGUUUGGGUUUGGGUGGGUUUGGUGGAGGACUGGGUGGUUUGGGGAAUGGUGGAAGUGGGUUUAGCAAUGGAGGGUUUGGCACGACACCGAAGAGGAAGCCUACGGCUGAUUCGUUGAAUGCGAAUCCUUGGUCGUAG
This is a messenger RNA of Coprinopsis cinerea okayama7#130, 3657 nucleotides long. RefSeq names its product DUF726 domain-containing protein. Bases 1 to 3657 code for a protein of 1218 amino acids. The record is from RefSeq and is a predicted model, not a curated record. The transcript is spliced from 5 exons. NCBI's taxonomy places the organism in Eukaryota, Fungi, Basidiomycota, Agaricomycetes, Agaricales, Psathyrellaceae.